Nelumbo nucifera (sacred lotus) is the source of this 2630-nucleotide messenger RNA. Its product is annotated as multisubstrate pseudouridine synthase 7-like. NCBI's taxonomy places the organism in Eukaryota, Viridiplantae, Streptophyta, Magnoliopsida, Proteales, Nelumbonaceae. Gene Ontology annotation, biological process: pseudouridine synthesis. Gene Ontology annotation, molecular function: pseudouridine synthase activity; RNA binding. Gene Ontology annotation, cellular component: nucleus. The record is from RefSeq and is a predicted model, not a curated record.
AUCGAAGACAUUCGAGUUCCAAGUUUCCAACUUCCUGACUUCAACUUCCAACCUCCAAAUCUGUAUUGUAGUUUGUACACUGUACACGCGUAACGGUCAAUGUGGUCUGACAAACUGUGGAGCUUCCCACCUUCCAUCACCGUGUUGGCUCUGCUAAAACCCUUCAAGCUAAAACCUUAUUACUACCACUGCAACUCCACUAAAGCAGAAACCCUAGCUAUGACAACCCUCAAUGAAGCCGGCGUCGGCAUCUACAGUUACAUUUCUCAUCUCCCUGGAUUUCACGCCGUUCUGAAGCAAAGGUAUUCCGAUUUUAUCGUGAAUGAAGUAGAUUCAGAUGGAAAAGUUGUUCACCUUACGUGUUUGGAUGCACCUCCUGAAAUUGUAGCAGAAAUGGAAAAGGAAAGGGGAAUCCCUGACCAAACAUAUAAAACUUAUACAUCGGAAAUUGAAUUAUUUAGGGCCCUCGCUGGCGACUCUGAUGCAGAAUCUCUAAAAUCUCUUCUCAAUCAAAUUACUUCUGGUGGCCAAAGCAACGUCUCUCCAAUUGUUCUUUCUCCGGAUUCUGACAAGUCGCAUAGAACGGCAGUUCAUAAAUUCUUCAAGGAGCAUUUUAAGUUCCUUCUAACGGACACAGUCGACGGACCAGAUGAUACAUUGAAAUGCAUUCGUGUGAGGUUAAGUUCCAUAGGGCAAGAUAGCAAUGCCAGGAACUCGAAGAAACGAAAGGACAGGAAAGACAAGCCCUUUGACAGCAGAGGUUCGAAUAAUUGGCCUGAGCAUGUUGGCAAGUUCCUUAGGUUUCACCUUUAUAAAGAGAACAAAGACACUCAAGAGGUUCUAGGACUCUUAGGAAAAAUGCUUGGUAUCCAGCAAAGGUCAUUUGGAUUUGCGGGUACAAAAGAUAAACGUUCUGUUUCGACUCAAAGGGUAACUGUAUUCAAGCAAUAUGCAAAAAGGUUGGCUGCUCUCAAUGACAGACUAAUUGGUAUCAAAGUUGGAGACUUUUGCCAUGUCAAAGAAGAACUUCUUCUCGGGCAGCUCCUAGGAAAUCGUUUCACAAUCACAUUGAGAGGAGUUGUUGCAGAUUCUGAAGAUACUAUUAAAGCAGCCGUAGAUGCCUUGGGAAAGAAGGGGUUUAUCAACUACUAUGGCUUGCAACGUUUUGGGAGUGGUUCAAUGCCAAAUCACCUCAUUGGAGCCACAUUACUUCGAGGGGAGUGGAAAAUGGCUGUAAGCAUGAUUCUGGAUCCAAGAGAAGGGGAGCGUGAAGGAAUACGGAAGGCACGUGAAUAUUAUAAGGACAGUGGUGAUAUUGAGGGGACUCUUAGACAAUUGCCUCACCAUCUAGUUGCUGAAAGGGCUAUACUUCAAUGUUUGAAGAAGUGCCCCGGUAACUAUUUGCAAGCCUUGAAGGCUAUACCAAGGACACUGAGAAUGAUGUAUGUCCAUAGCUACCAAAGUUAUUUGUGGAACCAUGCUGCAAGUAUUAGGGUGCAAAGACAUGGAAUUGAUGGAGUUGUGAUAGGAGAUUUGGUAUAUAGUAAAAGUGGUUCUACGGGAAUGCCAACUGAAGCCAUUAGCAGUGGAUUUGAAGAUGAUAGCUGUAAUGACAAAUUUGGUUGCAGUGACUUGGAUGAAACUACUGAAGCAACAUUACCCAAAGAAAAGGGUAGUAUUGUGAAGGCUGUAGAUGCAGAGGAUCUCCAGAGGGGAGAUUAUACAAUUGCUGAUGUUAUUCUUCCUUUGCCUGGUUCAAGAGUUCUCUAUCCAACACAUGAUAUUGCUCAAGUUUACCGUGAUUUGGCAAAGAAGGAUGGCAUCAGCUUGAUGGAGAGCGUACACAGUACCAAGGAAUUCUCAAUAACCUGUAUGACUGGAGGCUAUAGGCAUGUCUUCCAGAARCCAAUUGACUUUGAUUGGGAAUUGAUCCAGUAUAUAGAUGGUAAUGUACCCUUGGUGGAGACAGAUUUGGAUGUUAUUGCAAAAACUGGACCUGUACAUAAUAUCAGAGAAGAGGGUUGCACUGAUGCAGGUGGGGACAAGAUUUGCACUACUGGCUGUGCGAAGCUGUCAGUGAACCUAAAAAAUGACACAACGUAUACACAGUACGAUAGUGAGGCUGAGGAUGAGAAAGAAGUGGGACUGCAUGGUAAUUGUGGCCAUGGUUGUGAUGCUCGGGAACCCCAGGUGGCUCUGAAAUUAGGCUUUACUCUUCCAGCUUCUUGUUAUGCCACAAUGGCCAUAAGGGAGCUGCUAAAAACAUCAACUUCUGUAUGUUCUAUCGAAGCUUUUGCAGAUGUCCUGUUUUAAUCUGGGUUUGAAUCAUAGUGCAUCAAGUAUGCUACAUUUUAUUGUUGUCCUAAUUGACCUGUAUGUUUCACAUGUGAUCAUGCUUUAGGCUGUGUGCUUGUAAAGGGAUAAUGAAUAUGGGGGCAUUCUUAAUUAACCACUAAAAUGUGCAAACUUGUGCUACCAUGUGUAUGUUUUGCAUAUUUGAAAGAACUACAUUAAGUGAUGCUUUAGUUAGAUUUACAGUGAUUGGAUAUAACAGAGAGUAUUGGGGGAAACUGAACUAGCUGAUAUCCCCUUUCGGCUUUUUUCCAUGUGCUGUGGAAAGUUGACUUGUA